Maniola jurtina (meadow brown) is the source of this 2043-nucleotide messenger RNA. RefSeq names its product endoribonuclease rege-1-like. Lineage: Eukaryota; Metazoa; Arthropoda; Insecta; Lepidoptera; Nymphalidae. The coding region runs from base 128 to 1489 and encodes 453 amino acids. Gene Ontology annotation, molecular function: mRNA binding; RNA endonuclease activity. The record is from RefSeq and is a predicted model, not a curated record. Gene Ontology annotation, cellular component: cytoplasmic ribonucleoprotein granule; nucleus. The transcript is spliced from 6 exons.
CCAUCUUUUUUGUAAGUCGUGGUUUUGUUUUGUUUGCGGAUUUGUUGAAUUGAUCAAGUUUGUACAGGAUAUUAUUUCCAAAUAAAUUAUUUUACAGGAUAAACCUAUAAAAUUUCCAUAACGUGAAAUGGGGAAAAAUUCAAAACAAAGAAAUCGUUCUAAAAAUGCACAUGCUACAAAGGUACAAAAGAACAAUAAGAUUCUAAGGAAGAAGUCAAGUAAAACCAACAAGAAUAUAAAAGUAUUGUUUGAUCGCCUUCGUAAUGGAAGUGACUCAUCUUCUCCAAGCUGCUCCAACAAUACUGUCAUAGAACUUGACUGUUCAGAGAUCAAGCAAGACAAACAAAACCUAACCAGUAGUUUUUUCAUUGGGGAUGGUGAAGAUGGUAAUUUAAUAAUAAAUAAUGCUCCUUGCCCUGAACAAUGCUCAACGCCUUUAUCCAGCAAACAUAAUUCAAAAAUGGAAUCACCUCUCCGAACAAACAAUAAUUCAAACUCCAUACAGAAUUUUCAACAAGAAGUGGAGGAUUUAACGAGAGAAAUUAAUAGAGAUUCUUAUUUAACAAUAGAUUUAACAAAUGAUACUACUCUUAAUACUACAAAUCCGCAAACUACAGUCAUAGAUUUAGCUAAUACCACAGACAAUCACACAGUGUCAAAUACGAAUUUGUCUAUGAGCGGAGAUUCUGAUGUUACUGUAGUAAAUGUUGGGAGACGUAAAGAUCGAGUGAACAGCACACAAAUGAAGAAGUUUUUGAAUGCAAUAGCAAAUAUGGAUUCCUCACAAAAAGGAACAUUGUUAGAUCUUAUGGCACAAAGGAUUUUUAAUGGUUGCAAUGGAACUAGCAGUAAAACUAGUUUGCCGAGCCUUAAGACUGGCGCCGCACGCGCACCUGAGUCAGCGGAGGACACGUACAUAAAGCAGGUGAUACUGGGCAGGCAGGUCUCCCGCAACAGCAUCGGCAGCAACAUCUACAACCCCGAGCGAGACAUACGUAACAAGACCGGCUUGAGGAUGAUUGUUAUAGAUGGCAGCAACGUUGCUAUGCAGCACAGCCGGGGCAGAGUUUUUUCAGUAAAGGGGCUAAAAAUAUGCAUUGAAUAUUUUGUGCAGCGCGGACAUGCUGUCAAGGCCUUUGUGCCCCAAUUCAGGUGUAAAGCAGGCAAAAGCACAGACGGCAAACUGCUCAGCCAGUUGGAGAGACAAGGGCUCGUGGUGUUCACGCCCUCCCGCGAGAUACAGGGCAGAUUGAUCAAUUCCUAUGACGACAGAUACAUAGUGCAGUGCGCAGCGGAGUUCGAUGGAGUCAUAGUGUCCGGAGACAAUUACAGGGACCUGCUGCUCGAAAACCCAAGAUGGCGGCAUGUCAUAGAGAAUAGACUUCUGCAGUUCACGUGGGUCGGGGAUAUGAUCAUGUUCCCCCGGGACCCCCUGGGGCGAAAUGGACCCACACUGGAACAAUUUCUAAGACACUCCCCAACUGUGUAGUGUAGUGGCAUAGACAAUAUAGAAUAAAAAAAAGACUAUCAGAGACAAUAUGUCCUAUUUUUCUAAAUGUGAUAUUAAUGUUUGUGUAGAAAUUUGUGUGAGCGUAAUAGAGAAGUUUAAUUUUUUUAUGUUAAAAUUUUUGUUACUUAUCUGCAAUUUUUUUAAAAAGAUAAACUGUUCUAUUAUAUCCUACUAAUUAAAAGAGGUUAGAAAAAAUAUUGAGAAAAAUAUAACAUUUUGCUUAAUAUUUUGAGCCAAAAAAUUCCUCUUUUAACUGAAAAUAUACUGGAGCAGUUUCACUUUACGAAGGAAAAAGUUUUUUUUUUUUUUUGAGAUCUCUCAACAUAACUACUUUUUUUUUAUAACUAUACUUAAUGUAAUUAUUGAAAUUGCAAUACAAAAUAUAAAAAUUAAAAAAAAAAAAACUUUUUGUAAAAAUUUAAACAAAGAUAUUUUUUUAUAUUUUAGAUGAGAUUUACUUUUGGAUGAAAAAAUUUUGGUACUAAAUUGACAACUGAAAAUAGACAGAAAGGCAUUCCAAUAUCAUAGUCAUU